AUGUUUAUUUUCCAGGUCCGGACCCUAUUUGUCAGUGGUCUCCCUCUGGAUAUCAAACCUCGGGAGCUCUAUCUGCUUUUCAGACCAUUUAAGGGCUAUGAGGGUUCUCUUAUAAAGCUCACGUCUAAGCAGCCCGUAGGUUUUGUCAGUUUUGACAGUCGCUCAGAAGCAGAAGCUGCAAAGAAUGCUUUGAAUGGCAUCCGCUUUGAUCCUGAAAUUCCGCAAACACUACGACUAGAGUUUGCUAAGGCAAACACGAAGAUGGCCAAGAACAAACUAGUAGGGACUCCAAACCCCAGUACUCCUCUGCCCAACACUGUACCUCAGUUCAUUGCCAGAGAGCCAUAUGAGCUCACAGUGCCUGCACUUUACCCCAGUAGCCCUGAGGUGUGGGCCCCGUACCCUCUGUACCCGGCGGAGCUAGCGCCUGCUCUACCUCCUCCUGCUUUCACCUAUCCCGCUUCACUGCAUGCCCAGGUUCCCAGCCCCCCACCUGCCACAGGGCUGUGCCCCCGUCCUACCCUUUACCACCUGUCUCAGGAAGGCAGCUCCAGCUCUGCCCUUUGCUUAGUGAGCAAGUGGAUUCAGAUGCACAAAGCCAUAAGCCGUGGAUGCGCUGGCUCCCUCCUUCCGAGGCUACUUCUCAGGGCUGGAAGUCCCGUCAGUUCUGCUGAAUACUGUGUUCCAGGUGUGUGAUGGUGGCUGCAAUCUGUCUUGUGGGUAUUAAUGCAAUCUUCACUGGUGGCUGUUUUCGAGCUGUCCCACAAAACUGGAGCAUGCUGGCUUGAAAAAACCUUGCCCAGUUUUGACCCCUUCAAGACUUUGCCACAGCCUCCAUCACACAUCUGUUUUUCUCAAAGAAAAAAAUAUAAUAAAUAUGUUUUACUCUUUUACACUGUAUAAUUGUAAGAAAUAGUGUUUUUUUGUGAACGCAUGGUCUGACAUUUCUGUACAGUUUGGAUAUAUUUUCAAACAAAACAUAAAAGAUGUCAACAAUAAAACCAAGAGCGUGAGUAUUUUUAUACCAUUUAAAUACGACAGGAUGGAUAAUCUUACACUGGGUUGGAUAACAAUUUUUGUGCUUGACUUUUGAAUGCCUGUAAUUAAAAAUAUCUAUUUUUUUUCCUCUAAAAUAAGCUGCAUGUUUGAGGCAUGUUUUUAAAUAUUAAAAUUUCCAUAAUUGUAUUGUGAAUAGAGAAAUCUGUGCCUGGCCUGAGUCCAGGGUAAAUUAGAAGCGUGAUGUUAGAAACAGAACUGUGCUGUCUGCAGUGCUAGGUGCACACUCGCGGCUCUGGUAAGACGUCCCUGCAAGACAAUCAAAAGCCUCCAGGAGCUUCUCCCGUGGCGGCACAGUCACAGCUGGGCAAAGAAGCCUUUCCUUGGUACAGAUUCCUGCUCAGAGUGAGCCCUUAGAAAGCCCUGGCAGCCCAAGAGGUGGCUGCACAAACUGACGCACAGAUGCCUCAUGCCCACAGCAGUGUCUCACAGAGAAGGCAAAACCUCGGCUUGGGAGGCUAGGCUGCCUCAGGAUGGAGCCGGCGGUGCCCAACCUGCGUGGCUGCAGCGGGCAGCUCCCAGCUCCCAAGUGAUUCCUGAGUCUGGGCAGCAACAAGCCAAACGAGCCAUUGAAAACUUUAUCUUGAACCCCGUGUGCUCACGGGGACACUACCUACCACACCAGCCCAGAGAGGGGGUGCAGCCAGUGGGUGUUUGGAAUGAAACUGUGUAGCUCGCUUCAAGACUCCUCAAAACCAGAAUGUCAGUCUUGUAUCAUAAGCUGACACAUUUCCACAGUCUGACAGCUGAGUCUCUGCCCCUGUUGUAGAAGAGCCGGGUGUGUAAAAAUACACUGAUCUAAGAAUUUUCAAGUGCUGAUAUAGCUAAAAAUGAUCACAAUCUUUCUUACUGAUCUGCUUACAUUGCGCUGAAGACUUCCUUGUUUUAAUGAUUAUAUGGUUGUUUUUGGGGUUUUUUUGGUUUCAUUAUUUUCCAUUAGAAAUAAAGAUGUCAAGCUUUUAAAGGUCAUCACAACAAAACGACAGAGAGCCAGGGCAGCGGGGCUGCCACCCGCACAUACAUGAGGCCAAGGGCUCGGCAGCGUGGGGCCAGCUGUGUUCAAGCCCGCUUACGCCUUCAGCGCCGCCUGGCUCACAGUGAGACUUCUGUACUCCUGUUUCUAAGGAAAACAGCAACUUCCACACAGUCUAUUAUGCUUUUAUAAACUGUUUAAAGGUACUUUUCUAUUGUUCUUUUUAAAAAUAAAGUGCUUAUCCCAGCUGUCACUCCA
This is a messenger RNA of Hipposideros armiger (great roundleaf bat), 2287 nucleotides long. It is a transcript of the gene RBPMS, whose product is annotated as RNA binding protein, mRNA processing factor. NCBI's taxonomy places the organism in Eukaryota, Metazoa, Chordata, Mammalia, Chiroptera, Hipposideridae. Gene Ontology annotation, molecular function: RNA binding. Bases 1 to 696 code for a protein of 231 amino acids. The transcript has 9 exons. The record is from RefSeq and is a predicted model, not a curated record.